AUGCCAUCGUCUCCGACCCUGCCCCCCCUGGUCGAGACCUUCCCCGAGGACAAGUACCCCCUGCGCGAAGUCGGCCAGGGGUUCACAGCGCAAGCGUGCCAGGGCGAAGCGGCGCAGGCUUGCGCAGCGAUUGCGGCCGAGAUGUUGGACGAGUCGAGGACGGUUCAAGUAUCUCACACCUCGGUCAACUCGGAUAGCUUGGAUGCGUCGGGCAUGGAGGCGUUCCCGGUGGACGAUCUACCGCUACCCGAUGGUGCUGUUGAGACCGGUUUGCUGAUCCUCCGCAACGAGAGGAUACUACCGGGGAUGGUGGGGAUCUCGCUCCCCCUCAAGGGCAACCUCUGGGUACGCGAGGACGGGACGUGCAACCUGUCUGGCUUCUUCCGUCGCCAGAUACCCAAGUUCGAGUUGGGCUUGCUGAUGGCGGCGAAAGAGGACAUGUCGAAAUUUCUGGACUGCUACCACGCCGUGUACCGUCCCGUUGUCGAGCAUGCGGCACAACGGCAGCAGUUCCAGGUUAUUAGGACGUUGUUGGAGACAGGCCUCGGGUACUACAAGGACGAUUCUCCCACUAGGAGAGAUCUGUUGGAGCUGCGCGCGCGAGUGACCAAGCUCAGGUCACGGUCCUCGGCCUCUUCAAAGGACGCCGCAGCGGCAGCAGCUGCUGCUGUUGCAGCGGGUGCCUCUAGCCCAACGUCGGGCGGAAACAUGUCCACGGAGGAGGUGAUGGAGACCCGAAGGCGGAUCUCCGAUUCCAAGCUGGAGAAGGACGGGGCCGGGGCCGGGGCCGGGGAGGGCACCAGGAGCACGUCCUUCGCCUCGGGGGGCGAGUCUGACGACGCCAGCAGGUCCGGCCGCGUGGGAUCCGGCCCAGACAGAAAACUCAAGAUCGCUCAGCAAGUGGUGGGCGGAGACGCUCCGAAGCAGAGCGGGCCGUUCCGCCUUUGGAAGAGCAAGACCGGCGAGGCAUCUUACAGCAAGGAGGAGCCUUCCUAGGUUAUAGACAGACAAAUUAAAAGCGUCUGGCUGCUGCUUGGUUUCUUUCUGUGGUUUUGUCAGGAGAGCCUUACCGUCGUGAAACUGCUCAGACUUGAGAAGGACUGUUUUUUUCUAUCAUCUCUUUGACCUGCCCCCCUCAUUUUUCCAGGCAUGCAGCGCAUCAUAUUUUCCGUGGUAGGCAUUCGGUACCAGACGGAUUGCCGUGUGGUGUUUCUUUUUCGUGAGACAGACAGGUGGGAGAA
Molecule: messenger RNA, 1241 nt
Organism: Ectocarpus siliculosus
Lineage: Eukaryota; Phaeophyceae; Ectocarpales; Ectocarpaceae
Source: the annotation of a GenBank genome assembly